AAUAACAAGUGUAAAGUGUUGAAAUGUAGAAAUUUAACAAACUAUCACCUGUUCUUGAAGAAUCAGCUCUGCAUGUUUACAGUUAAGCUUUUGUAAAUAGACAAAUAAACUGGAAAAUUGUCUUAAUAAUGAUUGCAUCUUUCAUGGAUAGAAGUGACCCCCAGCAUAUUUCUCCACCAGGGGUCAGUUACGGUCACCCGGAAGGAAGUAUGAUCCAGAACCAACAAUAUAAUUAUUACAAUACUCAAGCAAAUGGGUAUACGGGUGCAUAUUCUAAUGUUAACAAUAUAAAUUCCAGGGACUUGUUUUUAAGGCGUUCUGAAUUUGGAUUGCAUGGAUCCAUGAAUGAUACCAAUAUUCCAUCUCGGACGUCCGGAAUGCUAUUUCAUUCCUCUUCUGGAUAUCCCUCCCAUCAUCAUCACCAAGAUGUUAGCACACACGUUUUACUUCAGGGUCUUCACGAAGCUUCACCUUACCACAGCUCACGCCAAAAUGUGCCUCCACAAUCUGGAUAUUUUAAUAUUCCUGGACAUACAAGUGACAUGUAUUCCCGUGGUGAUCAGCUUGGAUACAAUUCAUUACCUCGUUCAGAGCAGUAUCAUGAUCAUUCGCAACAAUCUUUCCUUAAUCACAUGAACAUGUUUCCGAAUGGAUCGUCGUCCUUUUUUCGAUACAUUAGACCUCCUAUAAAGCAAGAACGCACGUGCUUAUGGAUUGACCAAGACCAACAAGAACCAAAAAAGGCAUGCAAUAAAGUAUUUUACACGAUGCAUGAAAUUGUGAACCAUAUAACUAUAGAGCAUGUUGGAGGACCGGAGCAGACGUGUCAUACCUGUUUCUGGCAAGAAUGUCCGCGAGAAGGACGACCUUUUAAAGCAAAAUAUAAACUGGUCAAUCAUAUUAGAGUUCAUACCGGAGAAAAGCCAUUUCCGUGUCCGUUUCCGGGAUGUGGAAAAGUUUUUGCCAGGUCUGAAAAUCUCAAGAUCCAUAAACGAAUACAUACGGGUGAAAAACCCUUCAAAUGUGAAUUCGAGGGAUGCGAUAGACGAUUUGCUAAUAGUUCUGAUAGAAAGAAGCAUUCUCACGUUCAUACCAGUGAUAAACCAUACUACUGUCGAGUACGCGGUUGUGAUAAAAGUUAUACACACCCAAGCUCUCUUCGGAAGCACAUGAAAAUUCAUGGAGAAAUUACACCUUCAAUGGAAAAAGAUGCAGAAGAAAUGGCAGCCUGUGGUGCAGGAGAAUCACAAACAAUAUCUCCAGCAAAAAGUAAAUCUAACUGGAAUUCACCAACAGUGCAAAAAACGGUGGAUAAGAAACCAGACGUUUCAAAUCUACCACUAGUCAAUUCGGAACCACCGUCAUCAGCGCCGGAAAUUCAAAAAUUAAAUGACUGGUUUGUGUGUCAUUCAAGGUCAACUAUACCGCCAUCUGUAGUUAAUAAAGAACAUCAGAAUAUGGGUUCAGUGCCAUCCCUACCAAGUGCUCCACCUUUACCGUCCGUACCUACGUUACCAUCGUUUCAUCACAUGCCUAUUAUGCAAUAUUCAUAACAUGCAAAGACAAGGAUAAUGACCUAGUCACAUAUCACAGAUGAUUUAUAAAAAUAAUUCUGUACACAGAUUUAUUUAUUAUUAUUAUUAUUAUAAUUAUAUUGAUACAAUA
This is a messenger RNA of Mytilus californianus (California mussel), 1665 nucleotides long. RefSeq names its product zinc finger protein ZIC 4-like. The record is from RefSeq and is a predicted model, not a curated record. Gene Ontology annotation, biological process: central nervous system development; regulation of transcription by RNA polymerase II. Gene Ontology annotation, cellular component: nucleus. The transcript has 2 exons. The coding region runs from base 129 to 1553 and encodes 474 amino acids. NCBI's taxonomy places the organism in Eukaryota, Metazoa, Mollusca, Bivalvia, Mytilida, Mytilidae. Gene Ontology annotation, molecular function: RNA polymerase II cis-regulatory region sequence-specific DNA binding; DNA-binding transcription factor activity, RNA polymerase II-specific.